CACAGUUCAAGAAGGAUACUGACAAGCUGGAACGUGUCCAGAAGAGGGCAACCAAAAUGGUCAAAGGCCUGGAAACGAUGCCUUAUGAGGAACGGCUUAGGGAGCUGGGUAUGUUUAGCCUGGAGAAAAGAAGGUUAAGGGGUGAUAUUAUAGCCAUGUUCAAAUAUAUGAAAGGAUGUCAUAUGGAGGGGGGGGGAGAAAGAUUGUUUUCUGCUGCUCCAGAGAAGCGGACACGGAGCAAUGGAUUCAAACUUCAAGAAAGAAGAUUCCACCUAAACAUUAGGAAGAUCUUCCUGACAGUAAGAGCUGUUCGGCAGUGGAAUUUGCUACCAAGGAGUGUGGUGGAGUCUCCUUCCUUGGAGGUCUUUAAGCAAAGGCUUGACAGCCAUAUGUCAAGAAUGCUUUGAUGGUGUUUCCUGCUUGGCAGGGGGUUGGACUGGAUGGCCCUUGUGGUCUCUUCCAACUCUACGAUUCUAUGAUUAAAACUAUGGGAUUCCACAAAAUGAGGUGGCUGCCAAGUUGGAUGGAUUUAGAAAGUGAUUAUACAAAAACAUGGAGGACAAGGCAAUGAGUGAAGGCUAGUCCUGGCUAUAUGCUUUCAGAAUCAGUGAGAGCGUGCCUCUCUGAAUGCCAUUUGCUGGGGAACAAUAACAGGAGAGGGCUACUGUGCUCAUGCUUUGCUUGUGCAUUUCCCCCAAGCAUCUGAUUGGCCACUGUGGGAUACAGAAUGUUGGACUGCGUGGGCCAUUGGUCUGAUCCGUCAGGGUUCUUCUGAUGUUAUCAAGGCGUUUUACAGCCUCAGUGCCAUGACAGAAAAAGUCAUGCUAGCAGAGAGGUAAUGGGGGUUGUGGUCCAAAACAUCUGGAGGGCACUAGGUUGGUGACAGCUGCUCUACAGACCCCCCACAAAGUCCAUAUGUGUCACCCAGAAUUGACCUAGAAUGAAAGACGAGUUGGGAUGCUGCUUUGCAGGUGGUAUUUCAGGGAAGCCCAAACCGCACAGACAAUUUUUCAGGUGGGUUUUGCACAAAGGUAAGCCUUUUAGUCAAGUCACAGCUGUCCGAGUGAAGCAAGACGAGAGCACGCCAAGGAGUUUUUCUGUCUCCUGACGCAUGGCCUCGUGCUCUCCCUGAAAAGAACAGCGGGUUCCCACCCAGGAAUUUAUUUCUUAUUUCCUUCUUUGUUGAGAUGGAAGAGGGUGUCCCAUCUGGGUGAUGGAUAGCUGGGAGGAGAAACUGAGGAGGAAAAAAAUGACAUUGCAGUUCUACUAUAAAUAGCCCAAGGAAUGGUGCACAUUCACUCAGCCUACGCAGUUGACCUUUGGCAACGAUCGCCUCUGCUGCAGCUGCCUGGAGCCCCAGGCAACUCUGUUGAACCGAGUGUUUUGCACCUCUUUGUAACAGAAAAAUCACCAUGUGGUCUCUUCUUGGCUGCUUCCUCCUCACUGCUUUCCUAGCUACAGGUACUUGUCUUCAGUGUGAGGUGUGCUAUGGUACAGGCAGCAACUGUACUGGCGAAAUGAAGACUUGUGGUGCUGGUCAAGAUACCUGCAUUAUCAGUCUGAUGGAGUAUUUACAAACUCCCGUGACAAUCACAUAUGUCGCUAAGGACUGUGGCUCAUCCAGCUUCUGCAAAAUUGGUGCUGAAGAGAUAAAUCUUGGGAGUGGAGUGCGGGUGAGAUCAAAUAGGGUCUGCUACAAGGAGGAUCAAUGUGGAACAGUCUCACUUCCUGUGCUGCCACCACCAGACACCAAACCCAAUGGUCUCCAGUGUUCUGGCUGUGUUGGGCUGUUUUCCACCAAGUGCAAUGAAAAGCCUGUUGCCUGCAGCGGAGAAGAGACCAAGUGUGUCAACAUUACUGGGAAUAUCACAGCGGUUCAGACCAUCGAUAUUUCCUUCAAGGGAUGCGCUAAUGAGGCUUUCUGUACCAUUCUCAAUUCGAGUUCAAGAAUGUUUGCAGGAAUCAGUGUGGAUCUGACUAAGACUGAGUGCAAUGCAGCUGUUUCCAUCAAAGCUCUGUAACCAGCUGACUCUUACCGUAUAUCGCAGAAUGUCAUUGCUGCACCACAUCUUUCUUGUCUCAAUGGCUUGCCCUUCUUCACAUGCUGACUUUCUUAUUGAUUAGUUGAUUAGCUUCUCACAAAAUCAAAUCAAAUCAAAAAAUAAAUCACUGGAGAACUUGAUUAUAAAUCCUUGCAGUGCAAUACCUGAGUCCACCACUUGAGGCAGCAUAUGCUCCUUUAGAAGGAAUUCAACAAUAUAAUAGAGGGAGGUUGUUUUUU
Zootoca vivipara (common lizard) is the source of this 2281-nucleotide messenger RNA. RefSeq names its product phospholipase A2 inhibitor gamma subunit B-like. Gene Ontology annotation, molecular function: phospholipase inhibitor activity. Gene Ontology annotation, cellular component: extracellular region. NCBI's taxonomy places the organism in Eukaryota, Metazoa, Chordata, Lepidosauria, Squamata, Lacertidae. The record is from RefSeq and is a predicted model, not a curated record.